GUUGAAUGUAGUUACAUCUAUUACUGAUGUACAAUGAGUGACACUAUGAUACUCUAGAGUUACUCUUCAUCUAUAAAUGUUUUAAUCCCAUUGAAGUUGUUAUAUAUCAAUCUUCAUAGUAGUAAUCUCUCUAUAUAUGAGCCGGGUAAAUAAAUUUUGUUAACAAAACCGCAAAACAUCCACGCCGCAGUAAUUACCAACAUUCUAGAGUAACAAAAAUUAUUUCAAGAUGAGUUUGAAAAAAAAAAAAUAUUUAAACCAGAAUAAGUAAGUUAUCAAUACACCUAGAUCAAUCAAUAACUAAACUACAUCAUGUCAGCUAUAUAUAAAGCAUUACAGUCUAAGAGUUCCAAGGAGACAUCUGAAAAGGCCAAACACAUAAAUAGACAAAGAUUAUUAGUGAUAUCCUCCAGAGGUGUAACUUAUAGACAUCGUCAUUUAAUUAAUGAUUUAGUAUCAUUAUUACCACAUGCUAGAAAAGAACCAAAAUUUGAUUCUAAAAAGAAUUUAUAUCAAUUAAAUGAAGUUGCUGAAUUAUAUAAUUGUAAUAAUAUUUUCUUUUUUGAAGCUAGAAAACAUCAAGAUUUAUAUUUAUGGAUUUCAAAACCUCCUAAUGGUCCUACAUUAAAAUUUCAUGUUCAAAAUUUACAUACUUUAGAUGAAUUAAAUUUCAUUGGGAAUUGUUUAAAAGGGUCAAGACCAAUUUUAAGUUUUGAUAAAUCAUUUUUAGAAAAUGAUCAUUAUAAAUUAAUUAAAGAAUUAUUAACUCAUUCAUUUGGUGUUCCACCAAAUGCUAGAAAAUCAAAACCAUUUAUUGAUCAUGUUAUGACAUUUUCUAUUGUUGAUAAUAAGAUUUGGGUUAGAAACUAUCAAAUCAAUGAAUCCAAAGAUGUGAAAGAAGCUGAAGAUAAUAAUGAUGAUAAGAAUGUUCAAAAUGAAGACGAAUUAAAUUUAGUUGAAUGUGGUCCAAGAUUUGUUUUAACAUUGAUUACUAUUUUAGAAGGAUCAUUUGGAGGUCCAAAAGUGUAUGAAAAUAAACAAUAUGUUUCACCAAAUUUCGUUAGAGCUCAAUUAAAACAACAAUCUGCUGAUCAAGCUAGAUCAAGAGCUGAAGCUGCUUUAAAUAAAAAAGUAAAGAGAAGAAAUAAUGUAUUGAAAGUUGAUCCAUUAUCCAAUGAUGCAUUAUUUAAGUAAAGUUAGCAGUAUAUAUACGAUGAUAGUUGUAGUAAAUUUUGUAUAAUAGAGGUAU
Messenger RNA from Scheffersomyces coipomensis, 1249 nucleotides. RefSeq names its product Csi2p (gene CSI2). Lineage: Eukaryota; Fungi; Ascomycota; Pichiomycetes; Serinales; Debaryomycetaceae. Gene Ontology annotation, cellular component: nucleolus. Bases 313 to 1194 code for a protein of 293 amino acids. Gene Ontology annotation, molecular function: rRNA binding. The transcript has a single exon. Gene Ontology annotation, biological process: ribosomal large subunit assembly; rRNA processing. The record is from RefSeq and is a predicted model, not a curated record.